GAUUUGAUAUACGAAUUGCGGAAUCUUUUAAAACCACGUCAGAAGUUUUGAGCUUAUUUUCUGGAACAAUUAUAAUCGGAUCGUUCUUUUUAGUUAUUUUGGGAUUGUACGUUCUUCUGAUAGAAUGGAUUCAAUCUAUUACAAAAUCUCAUAUCUCUACAAAAAGACUUUCUUGGGAGAUUAAACUAGUCAGAAUUCCAACGUACCUUUCACCUACAUUCUCGAUAUAUGGAAUAAUUGGAAUGUUACGAUUAUAUAAUAACGCUUCAAUUAAUUACGAUAAUUCUAAUGAAGGAAGUACUUGGAUGUUAAUUUCAACCUUGGGAUUCUUGAUAUUAACGUUCAUAUAUAUAUGUUGUGUAACUUAUUUCGCAUUUAUGUAUGGUGAAAAACCUAUCAAAGGACAACUCAAAGCUUUUGUAUUAUAUAUUUCCGGAGCUUUAUUAUCCAUUGAAUUGAUAUAUAGAAUAAUGGUGGAUAUGUCAAAUGCGACCGAUUCGAUAAAUCGUUAUGAAUGGAUUUUUUAUUUAUUUGAGAUGAUACCUGAGGUGACAUUAUUAAUAAUUUUGGGUGGUUUCAUAUUGAACGAAUGGUUUUAUAAAGACGAAGAUCACGUUACUGCAAAGACGGGAUCAUCCUCAACGGUGUAA
This is a messenger RNA of Diversispora eburnea, 650 nucleotides long. The record is from the annotation of a GenBank genome assembly. Lineage: Eukaryota; Fungi; Glomeromycota; Glomeromycetes; Diversisporales; Diversisporaceae.